AUGACAGAUAACCUUCAGUUGUAUUCUUCGUUGAUAUAUAUUUCCGUCACUUUUUUGGAGGUAAAGUCUGGUUAUAUAACAGCUACUACUACUACUACUACUACUACUACCAACACUACUACUACUACUACUACUACUACUACUACUACUACUACUACUACUACUACUACUACUACUACCACUACUACUACUACUACUACCAACACUACUACUACUACUACUACUACCAACACUACUACUACUACUACUACUACUACUACUACUACUACUACUACUACUACUACUACUACUACUACUACUACUACUACUACUACUACUACUACUACUACUACUACUACUACUACUACUACUACUACUACUACUACUACUACUACUACUACUACUACUACUACUACUACUACUACUACUACUACUACUACUACUACUACUACUACUACUCACACUACUACUACUACUACUACUACUACUAUGGUGUAUACUACUUGCAACAGAGCUUAUAAGUAG
This is a messenger RNA of Schistosoma turkestanicum, 504 nucleotides long. The record is from the annotation of a GenBank genome assembly. NCBI's taxonomy places the organism in Eukaryota, Metazoa, Platyhelminthes, Trematoda, Strigeidida, Schistosomatidae.